AUGUUGUCCAGCGUGAGUGCGCGGUCGCAGGUGAAGGUGCCGGUGGGGCGGGGCCAUGCGCGACCCUGCCAGGCUCGGGCUCCGGCGCGGCGCACCGUGUUGGUGCGCGCCGCGUCGGACGAUGACGACGACGACUUCGAGGAGCGGAUCAGGCGGCUGAAGCUGGCGAAGGGCCAGACGCCGAUGGGGGAGGGGAAGAAGAAGGAGGGUACGUCCGGUCCGAAGACCGCGAAGAAAGCCCCCAAGAAGGUGUACGACUAUUCGAACGAGAAGCUCCACUACGAGGGGCCGCCGCACAGGGGUGACUUGGCCGUCAACAUUGCGCUGACGCCAACACUGGUGUGGCUUCCGCUCACCUUCGCGGCCAUCGGUCGCGCCGCUUUCGUCAAGUACAAGUUCACGGACCGCCGGAUUUCCGUCAUCACCACUGCUCCGUGGAAGAACGACCAGCUCGACGUGCCGUACCAGGAGGUGAAGAACGUGCAGGUCAUUGGGCGCGGCGUGGGCCUGUGGGGCGACAUGGUCAUCACGCUCGCGGACAACUCCAAGGUGGAGCUCCGCGCGCUCGACAAAUUCAUCGAGCUCAGGGACUACAUCAACGACAGGAGGAAGGAACUCGGCGGCAGCGCGUCGUCGUCGCCGUCUCGCGCGGCUGCGGACACCGCGGGGUUCUCGUGA
Pedinophyceae sp. YPF-701 is the source of this 678-nucleotide messenger RNA. The record is from the annotation of a GenBank genome assembly. NCBI's taxonomy places the organism in Eukaryota, Viridiplantae, Chlorophyta, Pedinophyceae.